Larimichthys crocea (large yellow croaker) is the source of this 1910-nucleotide messenger RNA. RefSeq names its product secretion associated, Ras related GTPase 1Ab (gene sar1ab). Bases 147 to 743 code for a protein of 198 amino acids. NCBI's taxonomy places the organism in Eukaryota, Metazoa, Chordata, Actinopteri, Sciaenidae. The transcript has 7 exons. Gene Ontology annotation, biological process: intracellular protein transport. Gene Ontology annotation, molecular function: GTPase activity; GTP binding. The record is from RefSeq and is a predicted model, not a curated record.
CCUCUCGCUUUAUUAGCCACCCUGAUGACGUGUUUCCGGUGAACUGUCAAACUUGCGGGCUUGACGUCAGUCGACGGGACAGACUUGGACCAAAACCCGGCGGACCGGCAGUUCAUAACUUCGGCAGACCAAGGCAAUCGAGAGAAAUGUCUUUUAUAUUUGACUGGAUUUACAGGAGCUUCAGUAGUGUCUUACAACUAUUAGGGUUGUACAAGAAGACGGGCAAGCUAGUGUUCCUAGGACUCGACAAUGCUGGAAAAACAACUCUACUGCACAUGCUCAGAGAUGACAGGCUAGGACAGCACGUGCCAACGCUACAUCCAACAUCUGAGGAGUUGACCAUAGCUGGAAUGACCUUCACGACAUUUGACCUCGGAGGACACACACAAGCACGAAGGAUCUGGAAGAACUACCUCCCAGCCAUAAACGGUAUAGUGUACCUGGUGGACUGUGCUGAUCAUGAGCGACUAGCGGAGGCUAAAAUUGAACUGGAUGCCCUGUUAACAGACGAAACCAUCUCAAACGUCCCGGUUCUCAUCCUGGGGAAUAAAAUAGACCGUCCAGAGGCCAUCAGUGAGGAUGCACUCAGAGGAAUGUUUGGUCUUCAUGGUCAUACAACUGGAAAGGGCAAAGUGUCACUGAAAGAGCUGAAUUUAAGGCCAAUGGAGGUUUUCAUGUGCAGCGUGCUGAAGAGACAAGGAUACGGAGAUGGUUUCCGCUGGCUCUCCCAGUAUAUUGACUGAUUCACCCUUUUUUUAAUAACCUUAACCAGAUUUACAGUGCCGCCUGUGCACACAAAGACAAGUUCCACACAAGACUACCUGCUGUAGAAAGAGGUUUGAUUAAAUAUACCCUAGGACUGUGCCAGUAGGAAAUGUGUUUUCAGUUGUGUUUUGUGUUAAUAUAUCCUGUGUUCAAAGAAGUUAUAUGUUAUAUGAAGUCACUACCACCGCAAGUCAAAGAUUAAGUCUUCUGUCUGCAUUGUUCAGAUUGAGUGUGGAGAAUAAUCUUCAUGGUGUGGUUUCUACCUUUACUUAAAGCCUGUGGAGAAUUCUGUCUGCCAUAUAGAACAUGUCAUCGCCGUGAACCAGAUUCUGACCCGGGUUUAUUUUUAGCUGCUGGUGUAGACUUACAGUGAAUGUCAGUUUGGUUAACACUUUGUAUUUGGAGUUACUCUUCCUUGAUGUUAUAUCUUCAUAUUCAACCUCCUUCUUUCAGACUACUGGGAAUCUUGAAUUACCAUGAACUUUUUCCAAGAACAGAAUAGUUUUUUUCUGGAAAGUGCUGCAGAGAUUUGGUGCCAUAUUUAUUCAUGAGAGAGAUUUUAAUACAGUAGUCUGCUACAGCCAAGAAUAUUGAGAGUUUUUUUCUGAUUGCAUGUUUAAAAAAAAAAAUAAAUCAAUGAAGGGUUAACCAAUACAGGCCAAUCAUAUAAAUGUGACCACAAGUGCAUUAACUGACGUUUUACUGAGAUAAGCUUUAGCGAAUAGCACAGAACAGUGUUAAAUAAUUGCAGUAUGUUAACUGCAUUAGCACAGCCAGGUGAUGUAACAAACUAUUUGUCCAUAGUGAGGAAGCCAAACUACCUGUUUUCAUGACGGUUAUUUGCUGUGAAAUGACUUGAGUACUUUGUGAUUAGUAGCUGCUCACGACAUGCAGUGAUAUUAUGAGAGUACUUGGGCGGUGCCUAAAAAUAUGGCAUGCAAAAGAUAUGCAUGGAAUUACCUCUUAGUGCAAUAUUAUACAUUAUUUUGUAUAUAAGCUCUUAUUUAUAUUUUGCUAUAAAAAAAUCUGGCUUGCCUUAUGUUACAUCAAGCAUUGAGUCCUGAAUUAAUGUAUCUGUUACGAAAGGUAGGUCAUAUUGUUAUUAAACGUGUGAAGUUUGAGCAUAAUAAACAUUUUUGACAAUC